Triticum urartu is the source of this 2249-nucleotide messenger RNA. RefSeq lists its product as uncharacterized. The record is from RefSeq and is a predicted model, not a curated record. NCBI's taxonomy places the organism in Eukaryota, Viridiplantae, Streptophyta, Magnoliopsida, Poales, Poaceae. Gene Ontology annotation, molecular function: protein binding.
CCCAAUCAUUCACCCCCGCGCGGCCUCCUCGCCUUCCUGUCUCUCCCCUUCUCCCCUCCCUUUCCGCUGCAGCUGGGUAGGGUUUAGCGGUGGCUGAGGGAGGUCUCGGCGGCAUGGCGCCGUCCAAGGGGGAGCGGCGGGGCGGCGACCCGGCCGAGGGGGAGGACGAGUAUUCGGCCAGCGUCGGCCGCUGCGCCAGAUCCGGCGGCAUCUGCCCGACCCGGCGCCACGCGGACGACGAGGCCAGGUCAGCCGCUCGUACACCUGCGGUGAGGGCGGCGGGCGAGGGCGGGAGCCGGACGCUUGAGAGGCGCGUCGUGCCGGGGGAGAUGCGCGGAAAGGGCGCGGCCGCCGAUGUCAUCCAGGAGGCGUUGCCGACGUGCGGGUGCCACAUCGAGCGCUGCCGUCACCACGACGCGGUUCCCCGUCGACGCCCUGUACGGGUCGACGACGGCGAGGGCACGUCCGUGGCCGGCGCUGAGGAGGCCGUGCGGACGUGCGGGAGCUACACCGACACCCCGCCCCGACGCCCUACACCGGUCAGCACGUCGACGGCUCUCGGCAUCAAGGGCGGCCGCGGAGGGCGGGGCCUGAAGAACAAGCGCGACGAGAUGCCCGUGGAGGUGAGCCGCGACGGAGUGCACUCAGACGGCUUCGAAGAGUCGGUCGCGCGGUGCGGCUUCCGAAACCCGAGCCUGGUGCGGCGGUGUGCCACGCCGCCACGGAGGGACUCGACGCGGUGCGCGCAGAUGGGGGCCUGCAUUCCGGUGGCAGUUGGACGGGGUCGCGGCCACAAGGACACCCACGACGACUACUACGGCACCUCGAGGCCACGGGCUGCGGAGCUCCAUGCCCCCACUGCAGAUCUGCGCGCAGAGGGUUUUAAGAAUUCCUCCAACAGCUCAAAGGGCCUAGGCCUAGUGCAGAAGAUAGACAACGACUAUUAUACUGAGGGAGUUUCUCAGGUGUUUCUACAUCUCUGUGGCACAACCAUUUCUCAUCAGGAAAAUCUGUACACUUCAAAUGUGAAUAUGUUAAUGAAGGUGGCAUGUGAUAAAGUGGGUGUAAAAUCCAAGGAUUUUUACUCAAUUUAUUGUGGAAAAGUGUUGGAUCCUGAGCAACUUCUAUCCUAUUAUCAGAUAAACAAGGAUUCAAAAAUCAUAAUUAAUCCAAGACUCAGAGGUGGCUGUUCCUCAAACUGGGAUGCAAUAAUUAGUGGUUUGGGUCUCUUCCGCUUGCACACCGUGUCUUUACGACGAGCACUAGUUCUCCCGUCCCUGGCCAAGCUAGGUCCAGUAGUAGAGGUGAAGUACUUGGGAGAAGUUUUGCAAUUCUGUUCUCGAAAGGUCUUGAUCUAUUUAUGCAGAAGGCAUUUCAGUGGGAUAUGCUUUGGAGGACAAUUUACUUCAGAGCAAAUUUUGUUUGAUGAGGACGGGAAUGCCCGAAUCAAUGCUACCCGGCAUCCAUACACCAAAAGAUUGGCUGUUCUUGACUACAACAGACUAUAUGACAUAUUUGACAAAGCGUUUAAAUAUGAAGGCAACAGAUACCCUAUGCAUACCUUAAAUUUGCUUAGUUUUCUGCAAGGUCCUCCUCCUGAAAUUGACCCCCAAAGCGAGUCCAUCAUCGCAUACUUGACCAAUCACAUGGCACUCUUGUCCCACACCGAGCGUAUUGCUAUCAGCGCUCUUCUGGAUCUCUUGGUUGAAAGACUUGAUAAGGAAGAUAAGAAGCUGCUCAAAACUUACAUGAAGUUUGUUAAAUGGACUGUUAGGGUGCCAUGGGUUCCAGCAAUGAACACCACUUACAACCACUUUAAAUUUAUUAGGAAAGGGAAAAAAUGUGUCCCGUAUAAGGAUAACAGAAUCAGUUUACUCCGUUUUUCUACAAACUUCUUCAAGCAUUCCCCAAGUUUCUCUCCAGAGGAACUAGAGGCUGCGUUCUCUUUAGUCAUGGAAUGGGAGAGUUUCAUACCGCAGCUGGUGUACGAUGCUCUAGUAACUUUUAAAGAUGCACAGAAACCCUGCACUGCCAAAGUCCAGGAAUUUGUGGACCAAGUUAUUGCGAUGCUCGGAAAGAACACAAUUGGUUGUACCAAGGGUUGAGUUUUCUGAGCCGAAGAAAGGUGAUCUUUUGAAUGGAGAAGACGCAUCAAGCGCAUGUAGGGUUGUCUCCCUUUUGUUGCCAUUUGUUUCUUGUGUUGGUUUGGUGGACCUGUGGUGUACGUUGGAGCUUCGUUUUUCUUUUUU